Molecule: messenger RNA, 2370 nt
Organism: Exophiala aquamarina CBS 119918
Lineage: Eukaryota; Fungi; Ascomycota; Eurotiomycetes; Chaetothyriales; Herpotrichiellaceae
Exons: 3
Coding region: 1-2370 (789 amino acids)
Biological process (GO): mRNA processing
Cellular component (GO): spliceosomal complex
Molecular function (GO): mRNA binding
Source: RefSeq, a predicted model, not a curated record
AUGUACAAUCCCUACCAAGCACCGGGACAAUAUGGCGCGCCGCCAGGUUCAGAACACGGCGGUGGCUUUCCUGGAGCGCCGCCGGGAAUGGCCCCCCCUCCUGGUAUGGCACCUCCCGGCAUAGGAGCCCCUCCGGGCAUGCAGCAGCAAGACGCUCACCUACCAGGCAGACCUGGCGGCAGCUUCCCAGCAAACUUCCAGCCGCCGGUAAACAUGCCCAACAUAAACUUCUCGGCACCGGUCAUCCGCCUCGGCACCUCCGGCCCCGCGAAGCCUGAUGUUGCGGGUGGUGGGAGAGAUGAUCGUGAAAGACAAGGAGGAGGUGGUGGUGGACGCAGAGCGGGCUUGGGUUCAGGCAUCGGCGGCUCUGACUUCCGCGGAGGAGGGGCCGGCGGUGGAGGCGGAGAAAGAGAGCGCAUUACACAGGUACAGCCGCAGACAAAGGAGGAAAUCAUCAAGACCAUCUUCGUCGGCGCGAUCACCGAGGGCGCAGGUGGUGACGAAGGGAUUGAACGGAUCCUGCGUGCGGCGGGGAAUUUGAGGAGAUGGGUCAGAGCCACAGAUGCCGAUGAGAAGCCUUGCAAGUUUGGAUUUGCGGAGUACGAGGACGCCACGAGUCUCAGUACUGCUAUUGAGGUUCUAAGGGAGGUCGAAGUCCCUGUCAAGCGGCAGACUCCCAAGGAUGGAAAGCAGGUUGAAGAAGGAGGUGAUGGAAAUGUCGAGAUGUCGAAAUUGAUUAUCGUCGCCGAUGACAUUUCACUCAGCUACAUUGAGCAAUGGGAAGAGUCCCAGGGGCAGGAUGCUGAAUCAGCUCAAAUGCGACUAGACCAUGCCCGGGCUGCACUCCAAGCCGUUCUAGCAGAUCUUGCCAAUCCAUCCGUACCACAACCGAAAGAUGAACUGUCCAGCAUUGACAAAGAAGGAGAUAUCAAGAUGGGUGAUGGGACUAACGCAGAUGGCGCAAACGGUGACAUUGUCACCAUUCCAAUCAACGUCGACGAUGAAUUGUCCGAUAUCCCGGCGGAAAUGCGGGAAACUGUGGCCAAAGAAAUCGCCUCAUUCAGAGAUAGGAGUGUUCGUCGUGACAUUGAACGACUCAAACGAGAAGAGGAAGUAGAACAGCAAGAACGGAAUCGAAUGAAUAAUGAACGAUUUAAUCGCCUUGCUUCACCACCACCACCAACAGCACCUUCAGGCCCAGCAGGAGGUGCUAACGGUAUCCCUGUCGGUCCACGCGGAGCACCGGCGGGUCCCAAAGGCUUUGGUCAGCAGAUACCGCGAGACUACCAAAAGGGUGUCACAUUCGUGAAUGGGACCGGUAUCAAUGGUGCAUCGGCCUUCGAAGACGAGGAUACGGAUGCAAGCGACGAAGAAUUGGAGCGGAGACGGAAAGAGAAGAAAGAUGCAGAGCAAGAAAAGCAUUACCUAGAUCAGGAGCGCAGAUGGUUGAAUCGCGAGAGAUCACGGACAGCCGCGGUUGAAAGAGAGAAAGCUCGCGAAAAGGAUGAAGCUGCUCGCCUCGAAGAGGAGAAACUAGCAAUGGCUAAGAGACUUCGAGAAUGGGAUGACGAUGUCGAAGCAUCCCGCAAGGUCGAGGAAUAUUACAGCGACCGCAGUCUCUGGACUCGCAAUCGUGUCUCAUUCCGCCAGAGAGAAAUUCAAAGUGACGAUGCCGACCGCGCAGCAGAACAACGCGAACGAGCACGCGAGGUCCAACAGCAAGAUCGCGCAGGCGCCAUGGCUGACGACUUCCUCAGCCGGCAGGAAGACGAAAUGGCACGACAAGACGACGAGCAGGACAGAACCCAAACAGGAGGCCUUCCACGGCCAGAGCCUGCACGAUUCAAACUCUCACUUGGCGCCGCGGCUCAAAGAGCGGCAGCGCAAAGCGCCUCUCAAGCCUCAAAACGCACCAUGGUCACAGACGCCGAAGGCCUGCUCGAAGACGAAGAGGAAGACGCAUCCUCCACGACUCGUCGGACUCUCAUUCCCAUCCAAUUCGACAAGAAUGACACUCUCGCCAUGUCUGAAGAGGAACGAGCUGCUGCGGCGCGCCAGCUGGCUCAGGAUAUUCCGAAUGACAAAGACGGCCUCUGGAGCUGGGAGGUCAAAUGGGAGUUUGUGGAUGAGAGCGUCAUCGACGAGCGACUAAAGCCGUUUGUCGAGAAGAAGAUCGUUGAAUACCUUGGUGUGCAGGAGCAAAUGCUUGUCGAUGUCGUGGUUGCGGCGCUCAGGCGCCGUGGGAAACCUGACGAGUUGGUUGGCGAGCUGGAAGGAGCUCUUGAAGACGAAUCCGAAGUCUUGGUCCGCAAACUGUGGCGCAUGCUUAUUUUCUUCUCCGAAUCUGAGAAGAGAGGCCUGUCUGCCUAG